Molecule: messenger RNA, 1039 nt
Organism: Gossypium arboreum
Lineage: Eukaryota; Viridiplantae; Streptophyta; Magnoliopsida; Malvales; Malvaceae
Product: elongation factor 1-delta-like
Exons: 8
Coding region: 164-856 (230 amino acids)
Biological process (GO): translational elongation
Cellular component (GO): eukaryotic translation elongation factor 1 complex; cytosol
Molecular function (GO): guanyl-nucleotide exchange factor activity; translation elongation factor activity
Source: RefSeq, a predicted model, not a curated record
AAUUAAAUGAAAGAGCCCUUUAUUUGACCACAUCCAAUAAUAUUGGCACGUCCUGAAGCCAGAGUCAGCAUAUUUGAGUUUCGCUCAGUUUUUAUUGAAAACCCUAGACCUCCCAACGAAGUAGCAGAGCCGCAGUUUCUCUGUUAAAUAUCCGAAACAAGAAAUGGCUGUCACAUUCAACGAUCUGGGUUCUGCUGCUGGCUUGAAGAAGCUGGAUGAGUAUCUCCUUACACGCAGUUACAUCUCUGGAUACCAAGCUUCAAAGGAUGAUAUUACCGUCUACGCAGCUCUAUCUGGUGCCCCAUCAUCUAGCUACGUCAAUGUUUCUCGAUGGUACAAACACAUUGAUGCCCUUUUGAGAAUCUCAGGUGUUUCUGAAGAAGGCUGUGGUGUGACUGUAGAGGGAUUUGCUCCCGCCGAGGCUGUUGCCACUCCUCCAGCUGCAGAUUGCAAGGCUGCAGCUGCUGAGGAAGACGACGACGAUGAUGUAGAUCUGUUCGGUGAAGAGACUGAGGAGGAAAAGAAGGCAGCUGAAGAACGUGCAGCUGCUGUUAAGGCCUCUGGCAAGAAGAAAGAAUCUGGCAAGUCCUCUGUCUUGUUGGAUAUUAAACCAUGGGACGAUGAGACUGACAUGAAGAAACUCGAAGAAGCAGUAAGAAGUGUUCAGAUGGAAGGACUGCUUUGGGGAGCAUCUAAGCUUGUGCCCGUUGGUUAUGGAAUUAAGAAAUUGCAAAUUAUGAUGACCAUUGUGGAUGAUUUGGUGUCAGUUGACACUCUCAUCGAGGAACAUCUGACGGCUGAACCGAUCAAUGAGUAUGUUCAGAGUUGUGACAUUGUUGCAUUCAACAAAAUAUAAUUUGCUAUCUGGGAUGCCUGCAAUAGGAGUUUCUUGGAGAGGCCUUCAAAGUUAUGUUUGAGAUUUUCAUGUUUUUUGUUUUGCUAGAACUUAAUUUAAGUUGUCGUUAUUCUUGUGUUGGACAAUGGAUCGUUUAUCAUGGAUUUGGAGCAUUAAACACCUGAUGGUUUUUUUAAAAAAAAA